Lynx canadensis (Canada lynx) is the source of this 1225-nucleotide messenger RNA. It is a transcript of the gene PERCC1, whose product is annotated as proline and glutamate rich with coiled coil 1. Lineage: Eukaryota; Metazoa; Chordata; Mammalia; Carnivora; Felidae. The transcript has a single exon. The record is from RefSeq and is a predicted model, not a curated record. The coding region runs from base 1 to 768 and encodes 255 amino acids.
AUGGCCGCAGGCGUGAUCCGGCCUCUUUGCGACUUCCGGCUGCCCCUGCCCACCCACGGGCCCUUCCUGCCCUCAGACCCGGAGCCCCAAGAGACUUCUGAGGAGGAGGAGGAGGAGGAGGGGGAGGCGGGGGAGGAGGAGCUGGAGGGGGCGGGGCCAGAGGGCCGCAGCCCAGCCCCCCAGGCCUCAGGCUGGGCCCCAGAAGCAGCCCCCCGGGGUCCCAGCAGCCCCGAGAACCCCCUGCAGCUGCUGCACUUCUCCGAGCUCAUCAGCGGCGACAUCCAGCGGUACUUUGGCCGCAAGGACAGGGGGCAGGACCCGGACACCGGUGACAUCCGUGCAGACGGCAGCUCAGCCCAGGGCCUCCGCUGUGCUGACCUGGUGAACCGGGCUCCGCGUGGGCCCCCCGGUGGCGAGGAGGCUAUGGAGCCCGGCGUCCUCUCCCCGAGGGGUCCCGAGGGGCAGGCACGCGGGCUGGGGCCCCUGGCCGAGCUCUUUGACUACGGGCUGCGGCAGUACUCAGGGCCCGGGGCCCCGGCCGGCCGCCGGCUACGGCUGGAGCGCAAGUACGGCCACAUCGUCCCCAUGACCCAGAGGAAGCUGCCGGUCUCCUUCUGGGAGGAGCCGGCGCCCGGCCCCCUGGGCCUGCUCCGCCCCGGCACGCCCGACUUCAGCGACCUGCUGGCCAGCUGGUCUGCGGAGACCGGCCCCGAACUGCCCGGCGGGGGCCCCCAGACCCUGGACGGGGUGCAGCUGGCCGAGGCCUAGCGAGUGGGCCGGGGUCGGGGGUGGGGGGCGGGCCGGAGCAGCAGGCAUCUGGACUGUCACUGCUCUCUCGGAGGAGCCCCUGGGGCCCCCAACCAUGGUGGCAGCCAGCAGAAGGAGCCAGCUCAGGUCGGGACUUGGCAGGCCCAGGGAGUCGGCCCCCAGCAGAGGCCCCCCGGGCAGGAGUCGCAGCCCCUCAGAGGUCGUGUGCUCAGGGGGUCUACACACUGUGCCUGGCUCUGGGCGAGGCCGUUCACCACCCAGACAUCCCCGAGGCCCCAGGUGGGCAGCAAAGGGCAGCUGUUCCCACCACCUGCCCACCCGCCCGGUCCUGGGGCUGCCCCUCCUUGAGGCCCCGAGGCAGGUGGCAGGGCCAGCCACGUGGGAAGAGCGAGGGCCUCCUUGGAGGCGGGAAGAAAGGGCGCUCCCCGAGCGUGGGAGCAAACGCGACAUUCGCUCC